CGCGCUCCCUUAGGUCAUGUCAAGGGGUCAGCUCGCGGGACUAUGAGGAGAGCUGUCACCGUCAUUCGUUUUUUCUAGGUAGUUGAUCCCUUUGGGUUGCUGUAGUCGGGUUGUAAAUUAGUUGUUCCAGUUCUGCGUUUAUCUGACGACGGAAUGGCGGAUUGGAAGAUGCCAGUGAGUUACAACUUCAACCCAUCUUAUCACGCAUAUGCUUAUGGGCUCAUGUACCCGCAAGUGUCUGAACACGGACACCCGAAUCUGAGCUGGGCCGAGGCCGCGUGCACUAACUCCGGCGGGGUCACCGCGACCUAUUACCCCGCUCAAACCGCACAGCAGUCGCCACCCUGGAGCCCGGAGAACGGCAGUGCCAGCAACUACGGCCAGUAUCCGAGCCACGCGCAGAACGGACGCCUCUUCCUCUCCUAUAAUAAGACUGAGCCCGAUCCGAAGGCGAAAGAUGCAGAGCAGGCCGGAAGCGAUACACCCAGUGAUUCAGAGGCCCAUACGCCAGAUUCCUGGAGCUCAGGCAGCAGUCGUGAGGGGGUUGCUCUGACCAACCUCAAUCUUCUCUCCUGGGGAGAGCGGGACUAUGAAACUGACAGUGGCAGUCCUGACGGGGGAGAACUGAUCUCGUCUGGCUCUGCAGCGAGAGAGGAGCCAGUGAGUCUGAAUCUGGGGGUGGAAGCCUUGCCUCCCCUGCCUGUUUUGACCACACCUCCAGCCCGACCUCCAACCCAGACCCGCAAGACCCGGGCUGCCUUCUCUGAUGAGCAGAUGAAUGCUCUCAUCCACCGGUUUAAUAUCCAGAGAUAUCUCACCCCUGCUGAGAUGAAGACACUUGCUGGAGCGACGGGACUAACGUACAAACAGGUGAAAACGUGGUUUCAAAACCGUAGGAUGAAACUCAAGAGGCAUCAAAGAGAUCGCAGCUGGAUGACGGAGAGAUACGUCAUCAGUGCUGUACCCAGCACACCAGCUCCUCACUCUCUGUUUCAGUCUGAAACCCCUCGGGCAACCCAAGACCCCUACAGUAACCCUCAGGUGAAAGAGUCUGUGUUCAAGAGGAGUCCUCCUCAAACACCCUUCUAUCCCAGCUACCCACAGCCACGCUCUCCUUCCCAAACCACCACGAGACCCCCGGGAAACUGGCCUCUGCCCCCAGCUGUGACGCACUAUGAGUUUCCCAACUCCGUUAGCUACAUGCAAGCGCGUGAUGGCAGCGAUGCCAUGAACAAAGCAGACAGCCCUACUCCAGUGCCACCCAUGCUUGGUGAUGCCCAGUGGACAACCAAAUGAGUGACUUUGCAGUGAGUCUGGCUGUGUGCGUGUACUCUAUUUUAGCCCCGCUGCCUUGGCUUUUACUAUAUUUGUAAAUAUAAUUUUUUUUUGCAACAAUGAAAUGGUUUUGUCAGUUGAGGCCAAAUGAGACCAGUCUCAAGAUUUGAGUUUUUUGUUUUUUUUUUUGUAAAAUUUUACCUUUUUAAUACACCGCAUGUUUUAAACCGGAGAUCUAUUUUUAUAACUUCAUUGUACCUUUCAGAUUAUUUAAUAUCUUGAUCCUUUGCUCUUCCAUGUGCUUUUUUUUUUUUGAUUUAGCCAGGACAAGUUGCUUUCUUUUUGAGCUCCAUGAAUUUGUAUAUGCAAGGCACUGCUCUAGAUCUGAUAUGGGAAAUGGUGGUCUGUACUGCACCGUUUUGUUUUGUGUAUUAAUUUCUCUGCAUUUCACUGUGAUCUGUGCUACAUUUGUGCAGUUUUCCUUUUUAUAUAUAAAAAAAAUAUGCAUGCUCAUCUGUGUUAAAGGAACAAUACUGAAUACAAACAAUAUUGUAAUUGCCACUGAUUUUAAGUUUGUACUUGCAAAGUUUUUUCACCCACAGAAACACUUGACCCAGUUGAGCAAUAAAUUUUAUAUGAAGUUCAACUUUA
Messenger RNA from Carassius auratus (goldfish), 1926 nucleotides. Its product is annotated as distal-less-like protein DLX-3. The coding region runs from base 154 to 1296 and encodes 380 amino acids. NCBI's taxonomy places the organism in Eukaryota, Metazoa, Chordata, Actinopteri, Cypriniformes, Cyprinidae. Gene Ontology annotation, molecular function: RNA polymerase II cis-regulatory region sequence-specific DNA binding; DNA-binding transcription factor activity, RNA polymerase II-specific. Gene Ontology annotation, biological process: regulation of transcription by RNA polymerase II. The record is from RefSeq and is a predicted model, not a curated record. The transcript is spliced from 4 exons.